Molecule: messenger RNA, 1720 nt
Organism: Alnus glutinosa
Lineage: Eukaryota; Viridiplantae; Streptophyta; Magnoliopsida; Fagales; Betulaceae
Product: G2/mitotic-specific cyclin-1-like
Exons: 10
Coding region: 110-1417 (435 amino acids)
Biological process (GO): regulation of cyclin-dependent protein serine/threonine kinase activity; mitotic cell cycle phase transition
Cellular component (GO): cytoplasm; cyclin-dependent protein kinase holoenzyme complex; centrosome
Molecular function (GO): cyclin-dependent protein serine/threonine kinase regulator activity
Source: RefSeq, a predicted model, not a curated record
UAUUAACUUUUAGCUCUAUAUUUCUCCCCCCCACCUUCAUUUCUACAUUCUUGGGAGGUAGAUUAACUUUGUUCUUUGGUCUGAUUGUUCUUUCAGAUAAUCAAAGAAAAUGGUUAUUACUGACGAGAACAAUCCCAAUUUGAACAAGCCCACAAAUUUUCAAGGAGGUUUUGAGAUGGGGAGUAGAAAGUUUGGGCAGGAGAUUAGGCAGACCAGAAGGGCUUUAAGCGUUAUUAAGCAGAGUUUAGUGGGAGGUCAAGCAUACCCUUGUGUUGUCAAUAAGAGAGGCUUGUCAGAAAAACAUGAAUUCUGUGAAAAGAAGCAGGCUGAUCCAGUGCAUCGACCAAUUACGAGGAAGUUUGCUCAACAAAUUGCAAACGCGCAGCCACCUUGUCCUCAGGAAACUAAGAAGGCAAACCCAUCAUCAGCUUCAAACUCAAGUGGAUUUGGAGAUUGCAUAUAUGUAGACGAGGAACACAAGUCACCUAAAGAAGACAUCCCAGUGCCCAUGUUUUUAGAACAAACAGAAGUGAUGCCUAGUGAAACUCAUGAGAUGGAGGAGGUUGAAAUGGAAGAUAUAGUUGAAGAGCCUGUCAUGGAUAUUGACAGCUGUGAUGCAAAGAAUCCACUCGCAGUUGUGGACUACAUUGAAGAUCUCUAUGCCCACUACAGAAAAAUGGAGAGUUUUAGUUGUGUCUCACCAAACUAUAUGGGACAACAGGUUGACAUUAAUGAGAGGAUGAGGUCUAUACUAAUUGACUGGCUUAUUGAGGUCCACGACAAAUUUGACCUCAUGAAGGAGACAUUGUUCCUUACCGUUAGUCUAAUAGACAGAUUUUUGUCCAAGCAAACAAUGGUCAGAAAGAAACUUCAGUUGGUCGGUUUGGUUGCCAUGCUCUUAGCAUGCAAAUAUGAGGAGGUUUCUGUUCCUAUAGUCGGGGAUUUGAUCCUUAUAUCAGAUAAAGCUUACACAAAGAAGGAGGUUCUAGAAAUGGAGAGCUUGAUACUCAAUACAUUGCAGUUUAACAUGUCAGUUCCAACCCCAUAUGUUUUCAUGCAAAGGUUCCUCAAGGCUGCUCAAGCAGACAAAAAGCUCGAGCAAUUGUCCUUCUUCUUGAUUGAGCUUUCUCUCGUUGAGUACGAAAUGCUCAAGUUUUCACCUUCUUUAUUAGCAGCUGCUGCAGUCUAUUCAGCUCAAUGUACUCUUUAUGGGUUCAAGCAGUGGAGUAAGACCUGUGAAUGGCAUACCAGCUACUCAGAAGAUCAGCUCUUAGAAUGCUCAAGACUGAUGGUCGGUUUCCACCAAAAGGCAGCAACAGGGAAACUCACAGGCGUACAUAGGAAAUACUGUACAUCUAAGUUUGGGUAUACUGCAAAAUUUGAACCGGCUAAUUUUCUGUUGGAUACCCAACUAUAGCAGGGCAUGUACAGCUACUAACACUGCAUGAAUUUGUAAUUGGGGGUUGGUUGGUUGGGUGGGGAAUACUCAUACGGCAACUUGGGUUGCAUUGAGAAUUAUUAAUUGACCUAAGUUCUAAUUUGGGUAGGCACAACACAGCCAUAGAGUUGUUUUUUUCCUAAGUUUCUAAUUGGGUGAGCAUAUAUAUUCAUUGUUUCCCCCUUCAAAUUAUUAUUGUACUUUCUAUUGCUGCUCCCUUGAGCAAUAAUGUGAUGAAAACAUCAUAUUUCAUUUUUCAGUAAAGAGAGCUGGUUUCAUUUA